AUGACCUUCGCCUGCUCCGCCCCUCCCCGGUAUCUGCUGCUCCUCGUCUGCGGGGCCGCGACCUACUACUCAUUCCCGUCGCUCGGCGACGCGCUGCAAAAGAGGCUGUCGUUCCAGCCUUCCAGGUACGCGCCGCUGCCGGAGGACCUCCAUGGCACCCACGACGUCCACUCCUGUGUCCUGCUCCAGCCGGACUCGCUGCCGGAUCCCGGCCGUCGUGGGCGCGCUCGCUUUGCCGAACGGGGUCGCGCUCAGGCCGCUCGGGUCCCCCAACGGGAUCGCGCUCACUUUGCCGAGAUAGUCGGUCUCCAGCAGGUGCUCGACGUUGAUGCUAAGAGGAAGGCCGUUAUCAGUGCAGGCAGCGAUACGUGUCUUGGAGCUCAAGGAACAUGGCCUCACGCUGCUGAACUUCGAAUCCAUCCAUUCAGGAGAAGCAGGAGCAUGGCGUUCGUUCAUUCAGCGCCAGAGCAACGCGCUGUGGGUGCCUGCCACGAGUGUGACGUCUUUCAGAAGUACAUCAUCCCCUCCCCCAAGAUGUGCACCAAACAGAUGCAGAAGUUGUGGAUCACCAUGCAUGAGGAGGCCGUCAAUAAGGAGGCGGCAGCCGGCGACGUGGUGGACCUGCCCACGCUGCUCGUCGCUGGGGAAGCAACUUCAUCACCGAGUUUGUCGAUGGGGAUUGUGCUCCGUCGCGUGCGUUCUUCAGUGUUCAUGGGCCAACGCUUGUCAAUCAUCUGGACUGCAGCCUGCGCACUCAACUGA
Molecule: messenger RNA, 762 nt
Organism: Miscanthus lutarioriparius
Lineage: Eukaryota; Viridiplantae; Streptophyta; Magnoliopsida; Poales; Poaceae
Source: the annotation of a GenBank genome assembly